CACCGCAUGACAGUAACAUUUCCAAAAAUAAUAAAUAAAAAGCAAAUUAAUCAAAACUUGUCCAUAAAGAACAUAUUUAACAUUUCAGCUAGCUAGCUUGAUCAAUUCAAUUUCCACCCUCCAUAUGUCACUCCUCUAUUUAUGAACACACCUACUUCACAAUAUUGUCAGUAUCCAUCACUUUGAAACAAAUUCAAUUUCCCACUUCAUCUCAAUUCUCAAUCUCAUAUGGCAAACCCAACAUCUCUCUUUGCUCUCAUCUUUCUCCUCUCGUUUUGCUUCACCAGAACCGUUACAUCUGAUGAGGAUUGCGUGUACACGGUGUAUGUUAGAACCGGGUCGAUCAUAAAAGGAGGAACAGACUCAAUCAUCGGAUUAAAGUUAUAUGACGCAUACGGUUACGGAAUAUACAUAACGGAUCUUGAAGCAUGGGGCGGGUUAAUGGGUCCGGGUUAUAACUACUAUGAACGGGGCAACCUUGAUAUAUUCAGUGGUAAGGGUCCUUGUUUGGAUGGACCUGUUUGUGCUGUGAAUUUGACUUCAGACGGGUCGGGUGCUCAUCAUGGAUGGUAUUGUAAUUAUGUGGAGGUUACUUCCACUGGAGUCCACAUUCCUUGUGCUCAAGAACAGUUCACGAUUGAACAAUGGCUCGCUACCGACACCUCGCCUUAUGAGCUUUCUGCUGUUAGAAACUACUGCUCAAAUGAUUUGGGUAAGGCCCAUCAUAAAUUGAAGAUCGUUGAUGCUGUUAGAUCCAGGCCUGGGUCCGGGCCUGGAUCCGAUUACACUAUUUUGAGGUCAAUUGUUCGGGUGUAGGAUGAUUAUUAGAGCAAUAAAUCUGUAUGGUUCUCGGUUGUUAUUUUAAUUAUGCUAUUGUCUGGAGGUGGUUCUAUAAUUUGUAUUGCUAGUGUUGAUGAGAUAGUACUUCAUAUUUUGAGGUACUUUUUGGUAUGGUUUGAAGUUACAGAUAGUGUGUCCUACAUGACCUUGUUUAGGUCGCAAAGUAGUUGUACUAUUGGUCAUCAGGUUCUCCAUCUAGAACACUUGUAUUUGUAUUAUUAUAUCAUUGAAAAAUAAAAUCAGCUUCAUCAAGGGCUUUUGGA
Molecule: messenger RNA, 1103 nt
Organism: Trifolium pratense (red clover)
Lineage: Eukaryota; Viridiplantae; Streptophyta; Magnoliopsida; Fabales; Fabaceae
Product: PLAT domain-containing protein 3-like
Exons: 2
Coding region: 229-816 (195 amino acids)
Molecular function (GO): protein binding
Source: RefSeq, a predicted model, not a curated record